This is a messenger RNA of Schizophyllum commune H4-8, 1521 nucleotides long. RefSeq lists its product as uncharacterized. The transcript is spliced from 2 exons. The record is from RefSeq and is a predicted model, not a curated record. NCBI's taxonomy places the organism in Eukaryota, Fungi, Basidiomycota, Agaricomycetes, Agaricales, Schizophyllaceae. Bases 1 to 1521 code for a protein of 506 amino acids.
AUGGGCACCAGCACCAGCCCUCGGGCUCAGGUCGAGGACGCUACCGUGCAGUCUCCUUCCCCGAACGUUGGCGACGGUGAUGAGCGCGGAGGCGGCAACGUCGCGGACAAUGUCGGCGACGUUGCUCUCGACCCCAGAUACCGUCAUCCGAACGCGUUCAUUUUGUUCCGACAGAGCUUUUUGAAGGGAUCGAAGGCUACGUGGGUCGAACCAAAGGGCAAGGACAUCCACAAAGUCAUUGGUGAGUACGCUAUCAUGUUUGCACGCAUUUGGGCUGGAAUCCCCUCAGCUCAGCAUUGGAAGGCACUGCCAGAGGAGGAGCGGGAGCGUUUUCGCGCUCAGGCUGCCCAGAACAAGCAGACUGCUCAAUUGCCGAAUCCCGAGAAGCGGCGACGUCGCAAGCGGCAGCAGCUAUCUGCCGUGGUUGCUACGAAGCCCCAAGAGGAAGUUUCCUGCUCCUCUAUGGCCCUCCCUUCUGUUCCUGUGAUCCCAACGCCUCCACCCAUGGACCCUCUACCUAAUCCCCGUCCUAUCAUCUCACUUCGCAAGACUAGCCACCCGAAAUCACGUUCUCUUGGUACCCACGCUCCUUACGCAUCACCCACGAUCAUUCAUUCGCCACCCACCGUGCAGAUCCCUGCAUACGAGGAUAACCCUUAUCGCUAUAGCUUUCCCCAAAAGCCUCGUCCGUCCAAGCCGCGCUCGACGGCGAAGGACGGUCGCGCGAGGACCGCCGAAGCGACCCCUCCUCCCCACCAGGAUGUCUUCUCUCCUGCGAGAGCCAUCUACAGUUUCUCCGUUCCGUUGCGCACGCCAUCUGCCGAACCUUUGAUGGCAGCCGCACCCGGUGGCCGAUCCUCGCAGACCACUAGCGAAGCCGUAUUCCUGCAGGACUUCCCUCGCCGACGUUCCCUAAGCAGUCCCGAGACUCUUCGUCCCUUCUCAUCGGGCCGCGCUGACGACAUAACCGGCCAUGGGAACGUACCUAGCAACGCGCCCUGCGUCGGCAUGAUGAACCAGCCGUACUAUCCCGCCAGCACGCUAUCCGAAGAGGCAGACUCGAGCGCCCCGUCAUCCUGGUCGCCUACUCGGUCUGACUUCAUCGUCGGCGCCCACCGCCGCGGAGUGCAUUCCUGGAACGUACCUUGGGCGUCGCAACCGGUAGAUCAGACACCUGCCGCGCUCAUGGGCUUGGAGCCAGCAUUCGCGCCCGGGCCUUCCGCGUACCAGUACGCCAUCUACGACGCGGCCCAGUACGCCCAAGCGCCUGCUUUCCUCAAUGAAUCGCAGUGGGCCGCUGCUCCUGCGACGUACCCCGGGGUCGAUAGCGCGCCUGAUCCCCAGCAGAGCUACAUCCAGUGGCCUCAGCAGGAGCAAGCUGUCGAUUACACCGCCGCUGGUCCAACCGCUCAGCCGGCCGCUGGCUUUGCUCAGUACGCCCAGUACCCGAUGCAGCAGCAAGAAUCAUACGACAACUCCUACUAUGCUCCGUACGCGUAUGAUGCGACGGAGUAUAACUGA